CAUGCUAUAGACCUCUGGUGGCAGAGUGGGGAAGGUUGCCACAGCAAAUAGUUCUAUUUGACGAAUGAUGUCGCUUUGACGGCUUUGCCUUUAUCCAUGCACGUGUGUUUGCGUAUUGCACGGAUCGUUCGAUUUUUGGCGCACAACUAGACGAAUCAUGCCGUCCGACGCAAAAAAGAAACAGCAACAGAAAAAGAAGGAAGCAGCUAAAGCUCGUCAAUCAGGCAAGAAGCCACCUCAGAAUAACCAGAACAAGACUGUGGAGGAUGGUAAGGAGUCCAGUCCUGGAGUGGGAAUCAUUCAAAAUGGAACCAAUGGGUUGCCUGUUAGUGCAGAAGAGGCACUGUGUAUGAAACUGGAAGCAGAUGCAAGAUUGAAUGCUGAAGCACGUUCGUGUACAGGAUCAUUGGCUUCACACCCCCGAAGUCGUGAUAUAAAGAUAUCUAAUUUUUCUAUUACUUUCCAUGGCUGUGAACUGCUGCAGGAUACUAUGUUGGAAUUAAACUGUGGUAGACGUUAUGGCUUGCUUGGACUUAAUGGCUCUGGGAAAUCUACUUUAUUAGCUGUACUUGGAAAUCGAGAAGUUCCUAUUCCUGAUCAGAUUGACAUUUUUCAUCUGACCAGGGAAAUGCCUGCUAGCGAUAAAACAGCUUUAGAUUGUGUGAUGGAGGUAGAUGAGGAGCGUAUACGAUUAGAGAAACUGGCAGAAGAGCUAGUAGAAUGCGAAGAAGAAGAUGCUCAAGAACAACUCAUGGAUGUCUAUGAAAGGUUAGAGGAUAUGUCCGCUGAUACGGCAGAAGCUCGUGCUGCCCAUAUUUUACAUGGUUUGGGUUUCACUGCAAAAAUGCAGAAAACACCUACCAAAGAUUUCUCUGGAGGCUGGCGAAUGCGAAUUGCUCUUGCAAGAGCUUUAUACGUGAAACCUCAUCUAUUAUUACUGGAUGAGCCUACCAAUCAUUUAGAUUUGGAUGCUUGUGUAUGGUUGGAAGAAGAAUUGAAAACAUACAAAAGAAUUUUGGUCAUUAUUUCUCACUCACAAGAUUUCCUCAAUGGCAUCUGUACAAAUAUCAUUCAUGUCAAUAAAAAGCAACUAAAAUAUUAUGGUGGUAAUUACGAAGCGUUUGUGAAGACAAGAAUGGAAUUACUGGAGAAUCAAGUGAAGCAGUAUAACUGGGAACAGGAUCAAAUCGCACACAUGAAGAAUUAUAUAGCUCGAUUUGGACACGGAUCUGCAAAACUAGCAAGGCAAGCACAAUCCAAGGAAAAAACACUGGCAAAGAUGGUAGCACAAGGUCUCACAGAAAAAGUAGUCAAUGACAAAGUACUGAACUUCUACUUUCCCUCUUGCGGAACUAUUCCACCCCCUGUUAUUAUGGUUCAAAACGUUAGUUUUCGUUACAACGAAGAUUCACCUUGGAUUUAUAAAAAUCUAGAAUUUGGUAUAGAUUUAGACACCAGAAUUGCAUUAGUCGGGCCAAACGGAGCUGGAAAAAGUACUCUUUUAAAAUUAUUAUAUGGAGAUUUAGUUCCAACUAGUGGUAUGAUACGUAAGAACAGUCAUCUUCGAAUCGGGAGAUACCACCAACAUUUACAUGAAUUAUUAGAUCUAGAUAUGUCGCCUUUGGAUUACAUGAUGAAAGCCUUCCCAGAUGUUAAAGAACGAGAAGAAAUGAGGAAAAUCAUUGGUCGUUAUGGAUUAACCGGUCGUCAACAGGUGUGCCCAAUACGACAAUUGUCCGAUGGUCAACGUUGUAGAGUGGUCUUUGCAUGGUUAGCUUGGCAAGUGCCUCAUCUAUUACUGCUUGACGAACCGACCAAUCAUUUAGACAUGGAAACAAUUGAUGCAUUAGCUGAUGCAAUUAAUGAUUUUGAUGGUGGAAUGGUGCUUGUGUCUCACGAUUUCAGAUUAAUUAAUCAGGUGGCAGAGGAAAUUUGGGUCUGUGAAAAUGGUACAGUUACGAAAUGGAGUGGAAAUAUAUUAGAUUACAAAGAACAUCUGAAGACCAAAGUGCUUAGUGACAACCAGAAGAGACAAAAAGAGAUGCACAGAAGCAAAUAAUUUGAAUAAUGUGUAAUAUGCUUUGCCAAUUUUUUUUCAAGUAUAUUUUCUCUCUCUCCGUUAUAGUAAUCUGUCCUCGUUGUUUCGUAUCUAUUGCUGAUUUUGCGCUGCUGUGUAGCGUUUAUCAGUGAUCGAAGAUUUUUUAGUUAAUUUAUUUAAAUAAUGAGCAGCGAAUUACUCUGUAAUAGCUGACGAUAUCGAUUCAUGGUGGAUGUUUGCCAUGUUAUUAAUUUAGAGAUCCGACAUUAUUACUGUACUACGAAAAAUUAUAGAUUGCACAUAUAUAUAUACAUAUGUAUAUAUGUUUACACACACGUAUAUGUAUAUGUAUGUAUAUACAUAAAUAGAUUACGUAAGAGAACUACUGAAAUAAAACACGUUUAAGUAUUAUUAACACACAACAAAUACUCGAAUUCUUUUCUUGCAAUUUAGCUUUAUUAUAAAGUCGUAUUUAGCUAUAAAUUAAUUUGAUUCUUGGUAUAUAAAAAAAUAUAUGGAUGUGUACAAACAGUUAUAAAUACUUAAUAUAAUCGAUAAAACAACACGAUUUCUCUCGAAUAGAACUUUUCAUCUGACAUUAUACAUAAAUACUUUGAUCUAGUAUUAACAUCAUGGAAGACUAAAGUCUCGCGGAUAUCCAUAUCACAAGAAGUAGUAUAUCUCUGGUUCUUUCGUCGUGAAAAAUGUUUAAAUCUAUAUAUAUUAUAUAUCUUACAAUAUUUUUUAAUACGCAAUGGAAGUAAUGUAUGCAUUUUUGUAAUAACUAUGAUUACAUGAAAUGUAAUACACUGAAUAUUGUCGAUAGAAAACUCGAAGUUGCACUAUUGGGUUUUGGACCUUGACAUAAUAAAAAAAGGAAAAGAAAUACAUAAUAUGAAACACUUUGUAA
This is a messenger RNA of Bombus pyrosoma, 2948 nucleotides long. RefSeq names its product ATP-binding cassette sub-family F member 2. Gene Ontology annotation, molecular function: ATP hydrolysis activity; ATP binding. The record is from RefSeq and is a predicted model, not a curated record. Bases 158 to 2059 code for a protein of 633 amino acids. NCBI's taxonomy places the organism in Eukaryota, Metazoa, Arthropoda, Insecta, Hymenoptera, Apidae. The transcript is spliced from 9 exons.